This is a messenger RNA of Polypterus senegalus (gray bichir), 1523 nucleotides long. Its product is annotated as tribbles homolog 1-like. Gene Ontology annotation, molecular function: mitogen-activated protein kinase kinase binding; ATP binding; protein kinase activity. The record is from RefSeq and is a predicted model, not a curated record. NCBI's taxonomy places the organism in Eukaryota, Metazoa, Chordata, Cladistia, Polypteriformes, Polypteridae. Gene Ontology annotation, cellular component: nucleus. The transcript is spliced from 3 exons. Gene Ontology annotation, biological process: positive regulation of proteasomal ubiquitin-dependent protein catabolic process; regulation of MAP kinase activity; protein phosphorylation. The coding region runs from base 297 to 1346 and encodes 349 amino acids.
CCGCGCGUGUGACUAACAAGACCCGCUCGGCCGGGCUCGCUACCUCACAGACCGGCUUGCGUAAGCACCGGAGUUAUCAUAGCGUACUGGCACUGCUUUGGUAGUUAGCUGUUGUGCUGUCACCGAGAUCAGUGCUACAACACUCUUGUCACCACGACAGGCAUUAGGGCUGAGCUACUUAAAACUCUGUGGGAUUAUUAACAUGGUCACGCUCCCCGAUUUAGUGUAGGCUUUCUUUGCAUAACGUCUGUAUCUGGUGGUGCUUGUGAGAAUACUUUGCACCUAAACCGGUCUUCAUGAGUCAUAACGUAGACUGUGUUUCGUCGAUGUCCAUUCCACACAAAGCAAGAUGCAGACCGAAGCGAGUGGACGUCGACGAACCUCUACCCAAGUGCGCGAGACUGAACGAUUCUCUUACCGACGCAUGUUCCAUAAACUCGCCGUCACCCCCGGUGCCCCACAGCGCUACUGCGCUACAGCAGGGACCCUCUCAGAUUGGAGUUUACUUGCUGCUGCCCAUCUCGGAUAGGAAUGGCGCAUACCGGGCUCUGGAUGUACACUCCGGGGGCGAGUCACUGUGCAAGGUGUUUAGCAUGAAGCAAUAUCAAGAUAAAAUCCUGCCUUACACCACCCUUCCUGCACACCAGAACAUUUCCAGCAUUGUGGACAUCAUCAUGGGAGACUGUAACGUCUACGUGUUUUUUGAAAGAGACUACGGAGAUAUGCACACCUUCGUCAAAGGCUGCAAAAAAGUUGAAGAAGACACGGCUGCCAGGCUCUUUUAUCAGAUCGUGUCGGCUGUGGCUCACUGUCACCAUUCAGGGAUUGUGCUUGGUGACCUGAAGCUCAGGAAAUUCAUUUUUUCAGAUGAGCAGAGAACCCUUUUGAAGUUAGAAAGUCUAGAAGAGAGUCACAUCGUGAAAGAAGGCGACGACUCGAUGUCGGAGAAGCAUGGCUGCCCAGCCUACGUCAGCCCGGAGAUUCUGAACACCACAGGGACAUACUCUGGAAAAUCUGCCGACGUCUGGAGUUUGGGGAUCAUGCUUUACACUUUGCUGGUGGGACAUUACCCGUUUCAUGAUUCUGACCCAAGUGCUCUUUUUUCUAAAAUAAGGAAGGGACAGUUUUGCAUUCCCGAAACGGUUUCUCCGAAAGCCAAGUGCCUCAUCCGCAGCAUCCUCAGACGGGAGGCUUGUGAACGGCUGACGGCGGCCGAAAUCCUCUUGCAUCCCUGGUUCCGGGAAGCUAUGAGAAGGGACUGCGUCCAGGAGGUCUUCCAGACGCCCGAUCAAACUGUGCCCGAAGUCCCUUCUCUUCAGGACGAUUUCUGCUCGUUCCUGUGCUGAAUGAGUGAACAACGCGUUCCAGUGUGUUAGGGGGAGCAAACCAUUUCAGCCUCAACUUCUCGUACUGUACUUUGGGUGUUACGCUUGUACCAAAAUCUGCCGAGGCUCAGGCCUAAUGAGAUGCCAGCCUUUGGGCCGAACGACACCUCAGCGAUGAAGAAAAGUGGAAAAAAAAAA